AUGCAGCGAGCUCUAUUCACCGAGGAAGAGAUCCGGCUGGCAGCGGAGCGUCGCCGGAAAUACAUAGGAACUGCCAAAGUCAGUAUCAGUCAUAUACUAUUCGAUCCUCCAUUGCCAAGGGAUCUUGACCCAAAGAACUUGGGUCGGCUCCGCGAGAUCUUCCGUAAAAACCGCUGCCGCCGACUCGAUGUGGAUAAUCACGUCCCUGCGAUUGUGUCCCAGGGAGAUCUCGCUGGUGCCCUGCGGAACGCGAAUGUUUCACAGCGAGCGCUGCUGACUAAUGAUCCUCACCAACUUCCGCAACUGCGGUUCGCGGCUGGACAGUUGCGGGCGCUUCAUGGACGUCAUCGGGUGCAGGCGGGAGCCGAGGUGCUUCCUCCAGCUGACCGUUGGUGGACGGUAGAUCUCUAUCUAGAUGAGAUCGGCGAAGAAUUGAGAACCUCACUGGUGGAGGAAUAUGCAAACCAGAAAAGGCCGACCGACGGAGAAAUAUAUCGGAAGAUUCGACAGUAUGAAGGCGAGGGCAAUGAAGCCUUCCGGCAGCGGUGGUUUGUCCGGCUAUCACGAAGCAACCAAGCACGCCUGGAUCAGCUCGACAACAGAAGGAACCGACGUCUCCGGCUAGCCUUCGAUCGGCUAUUGCCAAUCCCGGGUCUUUGGCCGCAUGGGAUGCGAAUCAGCAUGCUUCACCGACUGAUCGCCACAGGCUGUGUCGAGGAGAUCCUCACCUACCUUGGUCAUAUCGGGGACUUCUGGUCCUCACUCGUGGCCUCAGAUCCAGAUUCGAUCAAGAGGAUUGAUCCAGACACUGUGGAUGCCCUGCAGUUGCUGGCGCCGGGCAAGUCUAGAAUCGACACAAAAAUAGCCUGUGGGCUGGUGCUAGGCGGCCAAGCAUUCGCAGAAUUUAGUGACGGAGAACGAAGGGUCAUAUGGAACCGAUUGGCAAAUUUUGACGGGCUUGUUCCGUCUUUGUACACAUUCUUUGAAGAUUUCAAGUAUCUCGAAAGUUGUGCGCAUUGCGUGAAGCGACUCUUUGGCUCGUCAACCGAAUCUGUGUGGAAAACCAUGAGCUCGAUUUUCGUUCCGUAUUCGGGUUCGGAGGUGGAAGAGAGACUUAUCCAAACUUCCGAAUCCACUUUCCGACGUGAGGCCGCGACCGAUGCGGAGCGUCUUGAUAUGGGGUAUUUACAGAUCUGGCUGUACGCAAUGCGACAUUAUCCUCUGAUGCCCCCGGACCCGAAGAGUGACGACGAGCUUUUGGCAAAGCCGUCUCGUGCCAUAGCCGACAAGAGGGCGAUCUAUGAGAUGGCCGAGCUUGCUCGCCGGCUCGGGUUCCAGUCCCCAGAGAUUGAGGCAAUAAUUGAUGGUUCCCCAGAUCGUGAGAUCGCGCGGGCAGCUCUGCUACAGGCCAGGAAACCUGACCGUUUCCGGUAUGACGAACGGCAGUUCGAUACCCUGGUCAGCCGAAUUGUUGAUUGUUUUGCUGCUGCGGUUGCUGACCAGCCCGAAAUCGUUCAUGAACUUCUCGCGGAUAGUACCGUGAAGCCUCGGGCCCGAUGCGGCAUGCCGCGAAUGCGCACACACAAGCAAGAUACCCCUUUGCUCUUCGUGGACCGUCUACACGCUGAGGUUGAGGUUGCAGACACAAUCACUACCUUUUUUGUGCGUCGUUGUGUUUAUUUCGCCUUCUUCGGGAAGCCUGCACAACCUGGACCCACCGAGGGCGAGAGCGACAGAGAGACUCCCGGAGAUAUGGAUGUUCCCCCUCUAUCGCCAUUGUUCGUCGGAGAGGAUGGGCCUUCCGCUCACGAUGUAAUCACCAUGUAUGCUGAUCUACCGCGGGAGCCGUCUCAACAGGAACGAGGUCAGCCACAGCCCCUGGGUGCCCGACAGGAUGCGGAACAGCGAACUCUACCCAGCCAGCAAGCACCGAGGGGACGAAAGGAACGGAAUGUUGCGAAACCGCGACGAAAACGGAAACUCCAGACGCGCAGGCGUGGCCUUCGCCAUGGGGGGGAAUCAGAUCAAGACCCCAUGGAGGUUGAAUGGCUGAGCACAGAGCACUCGGACCAGGAUAUGUCCGAUCAAGAAACCCCGGAACCCCCUGAGUCAAGUCCAGUUAUUACGCGUCGGGAGCCGCCGGACGAGUCAAUUACGAUCGAUUCAGCAACGGCGGCGACGGCCCACAUGGGAUCAUUAGAACGCAUUACUUCUGAUGAAACCUCCGACAAGGGAGCGCAUGGCACUCUAAAUCUUGACUCAGGCGUGCUGCAACCUACGCAUGGCCCGGCAAACCACGAAGAAGCGGACACGAACAGCCAAUGCACAAGGAUUUCCGUUGGAUCAGAACCUCCCGAGCGGGUGUCAGAGGAGAGAUCAAUUAUAGAUGGCCCGCAUCAAGGCGCUGCUCAAGACCGGACGCGGGUCGACAGUCCACAGCCCGAGUCCUCGAAAUCAGAUCUUGGCACUGGCAGGCAACAAGAGGUCUCGGAUGAGUACCUUGAGCAGCUGAUGAGAGCCCAGGAGGAGCAAGAGAGGCUGGAAGAAGAGUUAGAACGCGAACGACUUGCGGAGGAGCUUGGCCUUUCUAACCAGGAGCAGCCUGUUCCGGAAGCUUCGCCUGGAUCUCAAGUAAGGCAGGAUUCACCAUCGAGCCCGUCUCACAGCGAACCCAUACAGACGACAACCAGCACAAGCUCGAGGCCUACUCAAGACCCACUCGCAGUCUCUCACCGCGAAGGGCAAAUGCCGCCCCAAGUGGACAGUCUUGUAGCAUCCACUCCCAGAGGAACUGCCAGCGACCCCGACAGUCAGAGCCCUCGAGCAGUUGAGGACGGGGCCACGCAACCGGUGGGGGCGUUGCUGCCUCCAGAACGGGUCGAAAUCUCCUUCUGGGUCUUUGAACGAGAACAGUGGAGGAGGACUGAUCGUUUUGAAGUAGAUCCUUCGGAUCCAGCGCCGCUGGAACGAGCGGCGCUGAAAUAUAUGUGGAAGAAAUUUUCACUAUAUGAUCGGAACCUGCAAAGCCUCAGGCCCGACCAGUGUUAUCGCGCGGCGACUGUGGAUGGCAAUAACGCAAUAUUCCUGAUAUCGGAGGACGAAGAGAAGAGGCUUGCGGCAGAAGGGCGACUCGACAAGGACAGGCAGCUUGUGAAGAUGGCCUCCCGGGUACGAGACCGGACAGAAUCCGAGCCAGGGUCUCCUACCAAGCGCUACCGUUCUGUGACAUUCAAAGAAACAUAA
Messenger RNA from Aspergillus fumigatus Af293, 3243 nucleotides. RefSeq names its product DUF3723 domain-containing protein. The transcript has 3 exons. The coding region runs from base 1 to 3243 and encodes 1080 amino acids. Lineage: Eukaryota; Fungi; Ascomycota; Eurotiomycetes; Eurotiales; Aspergillaceae. The record is from RefSeq and is a predicted model, not a curated record.